GUAGUUUUUUCACCUUUGUAAGAUUUUUUUAGUGGAAUAUAUUUACAGUUAUGAAUUAUGAGAUCAUCUUCGCAUCGCUUUUGUAAACUGAAGUAAGUUUCAUGAAUUUGUAAUUGUUAUUUGACAUUUCACGUCAUUUUGUAUUUUUAUAAAUGUUUUUAUUAGAAAUUAUUACAUGAGAUGCUGGACAAAUUCUCAAGUUCGUAUACGCACAAAUCUUUAUCAGGCAAAAGUUUUGCUCGGAUUUUAAAAUAACCCUGAGGUUUUAUAGCUUAUAUCAUAUUGUUAUCAAAAUGUUGGAUCUCUCAUUAGCGGAAUGUAUGGUUACGUGUAGCAGCGUGCUUCUCAUAGUUUUACUGUUAACCGAAAUUUUGGAUUGGACACAAUUAUUUGUAUGGUUGGAAAACGACUAUUAUCCCCUCGCUUUCUCAUUCGGAUAUGCCCAUCAAAACGGACCUCACACUUGGAAAGACCUAUAUCCUGAUAGUAGCGGUAGCUAUCAAUCACCCAUCAAUAUUAUUACUAGACUUGCCAUAGUAGUGCAACCAUCAGAAUUGCUUCAGUGGAGCAAUUUUAACAGCGGACCUUUAUCGAUGACCAUCACAAAUGACGGUCAUGCAGUAAUUCUUCGAGGGUUUUGGACUAGCACCAUGUGGCCACAACUUCAAGGUGGACCUUUAACCGGUGCAUACGAUUUCUUUAAUAUUCUCUUUCACUGGGGUCCAUCUAACGAGGAAGGCAGUGAACAUACUUUAGACUAUGUUCGUUAUCCUAUGGAGUUACAAGUGAUUCAUACGAAGCGUGGAAUUAAAUCACCUAUGGAUGCAAUCACACUUGGAGCAAAGGAUGGGAUUGUAAUCGUUUCUUUCUUCCUUCAAAUAAAUCAUGUAGAUAAUCCUUAUCUGGAUCACAUUGUGAGCAAUUUGUGGCGCAUUACCUGUCCGGGUUCCAAGGUCUAUAUACCUCCUUUCCCAUUAGAAUGGAUGUUUGCACCAUUUGACCGAAAUUAUUACACAUACAAUGGUUCUUUUAGUCAACCUCCCUGCAGUGAAAUUGUCACCUGGAUUAUUCAACAAGAACCGAUUGCCAUAUCGUCGUCGCAAGUAAGAUUGUUAACGUUAUUACUUAAAUUAUUAGUACCGGUUUUUAUUAUCAAUAUAUUAGGAGCGUGAUUUAGUUUUGAGGGUUUGCAACAGAUGGCUGUAGUG
This is a messenger RNA of Ooceraea biroi (clonal raider ant), 1208 nucleotides long. RefSeq names its product carbonic anhydrase 3. Lineage: Eukaryota; Metazoa; Arthropoda; Insecta; Hymenoptera; Formicidae. Gene Ontology annotation, molecular function: zinc ion binding; carbonate dehydratase activity. The record is from RefSeq and is a predicted model, not a curated record. Gene Ontology annotation, cellular component: cytoplasm.